GGGUUUAGAGAAAAAAAAGAAGAAAAAUAUGUUUUUGGGUUUAAUUUCGUUAUUUUGGAUUUGGUCCCUUUCUGUAAUUUUAUUUUUGGAUUUGGUCCUCUAAGUGGAUGACUAGACAUCAUUAUUGACACAUCAUCCUCAUUUUCCACGUCACACAUUGUCACAUCAUGUCAUCAUUUUUGUAACUACACAUAACGUUAGGGACUAAAACCAAAUAAAUUUGCACAUUUAGGGACUAUUUUUAAACAAAAAAAGAUACAUGGAAGAAAACAAAUAAUUUGCAAACUUACAUGGACCAAUUGAUGAUUUAAGCCUUUUUCUUUUAUAUAAUGAACGAGUACUCCAGCUGAAAGUAGUUGUUCAUUAACCUUAAUAUCUUGUGUUUAUCAUUGAAUUGAAUCUCAUUGCAUCAAACAAACAUUACCUUUUGUCCUUUGAACCAUUCCUCCUAUAUUACCCCCUCAGUUUAAUCCCAGCCAAAUUCAAUAAUGGAUGUAGUUGUUCUCAGCGAAACCAUUGGUGAAAUCCUUAAACAUAUAGAUUCCCUUAAAACAAGCAGCAGCUCAGAUUCCCUUAAAACAACCAGCAGCUCAGGCAUUGGGUUGUUAAAAGGUUACAUCAACCAGGUCAAAGUUUCUCUUGAAUCAAUCCAAUCCACAGUGAAGAUCCUAGACGUCGACGUCAUAGAUAAGGAGGAUGAUAAGGUCUGCCUACGGAACCUUAAGAAUGCAGUCAACGAUCUGAGUGAUUUGGUGGAGGAUCUCUACACGGAUCCUAAUUUGCCUAAACAAAGCUCACACUCUUUCUUUAGAUCCAAUUCUGUUAAGGAUCGCUACAAAGACGUCCAAUCACAGAUUCAGGAUAUAGUGAACCUCCAAGAAAGUAUAGCUAAAUUGCCCAAACAGGCGUCUGUAAAGGCAUGGGAGGAUAUAAAGUUGAACCAAACUGAAAUUGGUAGAGAAAAGGAAAAGAAAGAAAUUAUAGAUCAACUUGUGUCGCUCCAAACCAAAAGAAAAACAGAAACAACACCAGAGGAAAGCCAUGUUGUUAUUAUUCCUGUGGUUACCAUUGUUGAGUUCGAAGUAGUUGAGAAUGAAGAACUCGUCCAUCUCAUUUGCAACGACGAGAAAGUCAAAGCUCGCUUCGGCUCACAAAUUUUUGUUGAUGGCGAAAUUCCGCAGACAGAUGUCAUCAACAACGACCUUACAAACUGCAAAGACUACCUUGUUGUGGUGAAAAAUUUAAAAACUGAGAAUGGUGAAGAUGUUCUGGAAAAGUUGAUGACAAAGCUGCAGGAGAGAACCAUAGACGGUGUCAAGCGUGCAAUACUCAUAACCACACGCAGUAAACUCAUGGCCAACAAUAUUACUACUACCACACGUAGAAAUACUGGUAUAUAUGCUAGUUUUGCCUCGUUUAAGCCACAUGUUCUCCGGGGGCUAAACGAAAAUGAAUCUUGGUCACUGUUUAAGAGCAUUCGUGGUGGUGAUGUCGAGGAGAAUGGAAUGGAAAGAAAAAUUGUGAUGGAUUGUGGCGGAGUUCCUUUUUGGAUAAAAUUCACUGCAGAGUUUAUGAAAAAACCUAGUGGUGCUGCCACAACUGAAGAUGUUUUGAAGAAGGAGUUUCUAAAAGAGCUUAAGUUAUACUACAACAAAUUUCCAGCGCUUCAGAAGAUGUGUUUUGCAUUUUGUUCAUUGUUUCCUCGCAAUCAUUUGAUUGAUGUUGAAAGAUUAAUGCAUCUCUGGAGAGCAGAAGGAUUUGUCAUGGAUGUAGAUGUACCAACCGCAGAAGCAAAGUUACGUGGAUGUUUCAACGACUUGGUUGAGAAGCCAAUUUUCAAAGACAUGGAAGAAGACGAGGGUGGUAUUGUGACAAGAUGUAGAAUGCAACCUUUAAUGCAUGAUCUAGCACGGUUUGUAUCUGAUCAAGAAGAGAACAUUACGGUGGACCCAGAAGGGGAAAGAGUUCAUGAAGGAGUCCUACGAGCAUCAUUUGAUUUCAGUUUGGACGUUUCACGUGGAAUUCCACCUUCUUUGUUUUCAAAAGCAGAGAAUCUCAGGGCUAUUCUCUUGUGGAAGACACAAACAUUGCUUCCUAAGGAGGGAGAAACGAGCACUUCCACUUGUGAUCUAAUCUUCAAAACCUUCAAGACCACUCUCCGAAUGUUGGAUCUCCAUGACAUGGGAAUUAAGACAAUUCCUAACUCUAUUGGGGAAAUGAAUAAUUUGAGGUAUCUUAACCUUUCCUUUAAUACCAUGGAGAAGCUACCUAGUGCCAUUACCAAACUUUCCAAUUUGCAAACUUUGAAACUAUCCCAGUGUUAUCUCCUCAAGGAAUUACCAAAGCAUAUUGACCAACUAACUAAACUCAAUCAUCUUGAGAUAGAUGGAUGUUUGGCUCUCACUCACAUGCCUAGCAAAAUACGAAAGUUGGGAGAAUCUCUUCAGACAUUGUCACUAUUUGUGGUUAGUAAGGACGACUUGGGUGGCCUUGACGACCUUAAAAUUCUCAACAACUUAAGAGGCCACUUGGAAAUUUCUCAUCUUGAAACACCCAGUUUGAAGCUUUCACGGAAGGAUACUUAUCUCAAUGAGAAAAAACACCUUAAACAUCUAACGUUGAGAUGGGAUCACAAGGAUGUCCUGAAGGAGAAGAAGGGAGAUAAUAGUACUCCAUAUGAGACCACACUUGACCGUCUUGAGCCUCCCACUGAACUGACAACAUUUUUCCUUAUAGGGUAUAAAGGUAAAACUCUUUCAGAUUGGUUUUCUUCAUUAAAGUGCCUUGUUAAGUUAACCUUGUAUGACUGCACCAAUUGCACAUCUCUUCCGCAACUUGAUCAACUUGCAAAGCUUAGAUUUCUAGAACUUCUAAGGUUGGACAAUCUGAAAUGCAUUUCUAAAAAUACCAUUGCAGAUGAAAAAAAAGCUACAAUAUACUUUCCAUCUCUAGUGGAACUCACAAUCUCAGAUUGCCCUAAUCUUACGAGUUGGUGGACAGAGCAUGAAGAGGCCAAAAAUUUACCCUAUUUGGCUUGCCUUUCAAAGUUACAUGUAAGUUACUGCCCUAAACUAAUUUGCAUGCCCCUUUUUCCUGAUCUUGAUGAAGAGCUAGUUCUCGUGGGUUCAAGCAUGAAACCGCUACAUGAUACAAUAGAACCAGCAACUGAUACGAUAACACAAGGAACUAUAAGAUGUGCUCCAUUUUCCAAACUCAAGUCCCUGAAAAUUUCGAAUGUUGAACAGAAGCCUCCUCAAGAUCCACAAAACGAGUGGAUCAAAUACUUCAAUUCUCUAGAGAAACUUGACAUUAAAGAGUGGAAACAUUCUCUUCCCAAUGGUUUUCGUCAUCUUACGUCACUCCAGAGUCUUAACAUUGAGAGUUGUCAAGAACUUGAUCUUGACCUGAUCUCAAGUACUCAUGAAUGGGAAGGUCUGAAAAACUUGUGUUCUCUUGCCAUAAGAGAAAUUCCAAAACUUGAGCAUCUUCCGUCGGGUGUUGUCAAGGUAACGUCUCUUAAAGAUCUUGAACUUCAUAAUUGUCAUGACAUGACUUCUUUAUCCGAAGAGAUAGACGGCCUUAAAUCACUUGAUAGAUUGGUGAUUUCUAAUUGCAACAAGUUGGCUUCGCUUCCGAAAGCAUUAGAAAAGAUGAAGCAUUUGAAAACUUUAAUCAUUUUGGACUGCACUUUGUUAUUGCCAAGGUGUCAGCCAGUUACCGGUGAUGAUUGGCCACAAAUUAAGCACAUAGAAAAUAAACAAGUCACUGAAACGAAUCGAGGACUUUGAGAAUCCCAGCCAAGAUAGGUUCGGUUCAUCUUGCUAGCUCCUGUUCUUGUCACAUAAAAAGGUUUGCUGGAGGAGAAGAUUAUGGAUCCAUGUAUGGAUUUUGACUGCCCGUGAUGACAAUACUAUAUUCCUAUUGUAAGAAGAAGAAGCAGCACUACUUCCUCUUGGAGAAACCAACCAUUUUUCAUAUAAGCAUCUACUAUUGUCUUUUUCUUUUUGUUUUUUUUCGGGCGCAUUUUAGAUUGUUUGUGGAAUUUGUUUAUCAACAAUGCUUGUUGGGACAUGUACCUUUUUGAUGGAUUAGAAUCGAAUAAAUUAGAUGUGUGAAACUUUUAUUGUUCAUAUAUAUGCGAGUGACUAAUAACUUAAUAGUAGUAAUUGUGUUUUACUCAAUUCAUUAAUUUUGAAUCUUGCUAUUGUUUAGUGUCUUGGAUAACAUAGAAA
Messenger RNA from Trifolium pratense (red clover), 4232 nucleotides. RefSeq names its product putative disease resistance protein RGA4. The transcript has 2 exons. Bases 489 to 3788 code for a protein of 1099 amino acids. Lineage: Eukaryota; Viridiplantae; Streptophyta; Magnoliopsida; Fabales; Fabaceae. The record is from RefSeq and is a predicted model, not a curated record. Gene Ontology annotation, molecular function: protein binding.